AUUUUGCGGAGAUUUGGAUUGCCCAGACUGGGUCCUGGCGGAGAUUAGUACAUUGUCCAGAGUGACAUCCAUCAAAAUGAAACUGCUGUGUGCUCAAGUGAUCAAAGAUCUUAUGGGACAGGGCAUUGAUUAUGAUAAAGUGUCUAAGCUGACAGCAGAUGCAAAGUUUGAGGUCGGAGAUGUGAAGGCCAGUAUAGCUGCUCUGAACUUCAUACUGUCCAGUGCUGCCAAGUAUAAUGUGGAUGGAGAGUCGUUAGCUAAUGAGCUACAGCAGCUGGGUCUGCCUAAAGAACAUUCCAUGGCACUGUGCCGAUCCUAUGCUGACAAUCUGACCAAUCUACAGGAAGAGUUCCGGAGGAAAAGUCUUCGCUUGUCCAGAUUAGAGUCUGUGGAUUGGAGAGUGGAUUACAUUAUCAGCUCUAGUGAACUCAAGGAUGUGAAUGAGCCUUGUGUGCAGUUACGGCUGGGUAUCCGUAAUCCGGAUGUGGAUACUGUAGAUCCAGUGGCCUUCACCUUAUCCGCCGACAAGUUCAGGGUCUUCCUCAGAGAUUUAAAACAAGCCAAUUCUAUGAUGGAGAAUUUAACUUCCUAGUCACAACCCUAAGAAGAAAACAUUUUAUAAUAUGUUUUUAUUAUUUACUGUACAUGGAAAGGUCUGCCAGCAACCUGCGAAUGGUUGUGGGCUUCCCCUGGGCUCUGCCCGGUUUCCUCCCACUAUAUUGCUGGCCGCCGUCGUAUAAGUGAAAUAUUCUUGAGUAUGGCGUAAAACACCAAUCUGAUAAGUAAAAUAAAAUAAAUAUUAUUUGUGUAUCUUUCACAUGUAAGGAUUAGGUCAUGCUGGUCAAGGCAUUAAACUAUCACAAAAUUUUGUAAAUCAGUAUUCUUGUAAAAAUUUUCAGAAAUAGAAAUGUCUGGAUUAAAAUGCCAUGAGGUGACGUGAUUUGGCCAAAAAAAAAGAAAGAAAAAAGAAUUGAUUUUUAGAGUUUUUUGGAAUGUUGACUUAUAUAUUAUAAACAUUUUUGUUUCUCAUAGUGAUGAAUUUUAUUUAUUCUGUGAAAGAAAAAAUCUGGAUUUUACUUGAAUGGCUAGAAAGUUGAGGACAUGUAUUUGUCAAGUGAAGGGCAUUUUGACAUAAAUUUCACAAACUUUUAUGACUUUGAAGGAAAAAAUUCCUUGGGUCAGUAAUAAGCUUAUUUUCCUAUGAAAUCUGUGAGUGAAUGAAUGCUUGGGCUUUAACGUCGUACCAAAUUUAAGCUAUGAUAGUAACACCAUUCGGUUAUGGUUGUAACUACCAUAACAGAAUAUGACCUUGACAUGUGCCCCUGUUUAUAAUUACAGUUAUUUUAGCUUGUGUCAUAAGCCAAUCGUUUUCAUGGGGGCCUAUGAAGCUGUGAGUGAAUGAAUGCUUGGGGUUUAACGUUGUACCAGAUUUAAGCUAUGAUAGUCACUUGUGAAAAAUCCAUAACAGCACAUGACCUAAACAUGUGCCCUUUUGUCAUUACAGUUAUUUUAGCCUGUGUUAACUUUUUGGAAGUAUAAAUGUGUCAUAUCACUAACUUCUGCAGUCGCUGUGAGUUUAAGUCCAGCUCAUGCUGGCUUCCUCUCCGGUUGUAAGUGAGAAGAUCUGUCAGCAACCUGCGGAUGGUUGUGGGUUUCCCCCGAGCUCUGCCCGGUUUCCGCCCAACGUAAUGCUGGCCGCCGUCGUAUAAGUGAAAUAUUCUUGAAUACGGCGUAAAACACCAAUCAAAUAAAUCGAUAAAUAAAUCACUAACUUUGUGUAAAGGAGUUGUGUCCCCUGUUCUGUAUACAACAUUCCAUGUGUUGCACAAAUUUACUGGUGACAAGACCACUACUAUGUAUCAGGUACACUGUAGAAGUAAGUGAUAAAUAAACAUGUGUACAUAGAUU
This is a messenger RNA of Liolophura sinensis, 1908 nucleotides long. RefSeq names its product COMM domain-containing protein 4-like. Lineage: Eukaryota; Metazoa; Mollusca; Polyplacophora; Chitonida; Chitonidae. Bases 77 to 592 code for a protein of 171 amino acids. The transcript has 8 exons. The record is from RefSeq and is a predicted model, not a curated record.